Didymodactylos carnosus is the source of this 225-nucleotide messenger RNA. Lineage: Eukaryota; Metazoa; Rotifera; Eurotatoria; Philodinida; Philodinidae. The record is from the annotation of a GenBank genome assembly.
AUGUCAACUCCAUCAAAUGCAACUGUUGGUACAACGAAAAAUGACUCGAAUACCGGUGGACCAGCAGGUCAAAAAAAUUUAGGACAAGAUGGAGCUGGUCAACAGCAUCAUGCAGGUGGAACAAGCGGUAAUGUUGAUCAACAUAAACAUGAUGAUAAAUGUGGUGGUAACUGUAACAAAGGUAGUGAUAAACAUGAUAGUAAACAUGGUUUCACUUGUGAAUAG